This is a messenger RNA of Heterobasidion irregulare TC 32-1, 2332 nucleotides long. RefSeq lists its product as uncharacterized. Gene Ontology annotation, biological process: actin cortical patch localization; endocytosis; plasma membrane tubulation. Gene Ontology annotation, molecular function: lipid binding; protein binding. Gene Ontology annotation, cellular component: mating projection tip; medial cortex; Rvs161p-Rvs167p complex. The record is from RefSeq and is a predicted model, not a curated record. Lineage: Eukaryota; Fungi; Basidiomycota; Agaricomycetes; Russulales; Bondarzewiaceae. The transcript has 9 exons. Bases 17 to 2164 code for a protein of 715 amino acids.
CUCUCCCUCUUUAGAUAUGAAUGCAAGCAAACGACUUGGACGACUCCGUCAGUGGGCAGGUGAAGUCAUCUCGUCCAAAGACAAGAGCAACGUCACCGAUGAGACGCGCGAGCUCGAGGAUGAUAUCGAGCUGCGACGAAGUGGGAUUCAGCGUCUCCUCCUCGUCUCCGCCCAGUAUCAUCAUGUAUUAUCCAAGAAGAAGGAGUCAGAGGCCCUCGACGAUCCCGAUAAAUAUCUGCCCCGCGAUUCGAUGGGCAUUGUAAUGAUAGCACACGGAGAAGAAUUUGGCGAGGAUUCUGCGUUCGGAUCCUCCCUUGUAAAAUUCGGGCGCGCGCACUGUAAAAUAGCUACACUUCAAGAAGCAUAUGCACUUACACUACAAGACUCCUUCGUUAACGCUCUUGAUCAUUUCUUGGAUGAGAUCAAAGACUACGAGCAGGAGAGAAAGAAGCUCGAGACUCGUAGAUUGAACUACGAUGCUGUCCUGAACAAGAUGGAGAAGCUGAAAGGGAGUAAGAAGGAGAAAGAUAGGUUGGAUGCCGAGGACGAGCUGGCCAAGGCGAGAUCACGCUACGAAGAGACAGCGGAAGAUGUCCGAGCGCGCAUCUACGCCAUCCAGGAGAACGAGAUCGACCAACAACGCGAACUGACAAAUUUCUUAGACCUCGAACUGAACUUUGCUGAGCAGUAUGUAGAGGUGUUGCGCGACGUGAAGAUGAACUGGGUGGACGACUCCAGCGCCUCGAGACGCGACCAUCCGCGCCCCACAGGGCCUAUGCACAACUUCGCCCGCUCAGCCGAGCUUGAGGAGAGAGAGAAGGAUAAAGAAAAAGACAAGAAGACGAGCAAUCUCGGCUCUGUCCGCUCGCACAAGUCCGGCCGCAGCUCCGUCUCGACGGCGAGGCAUACCCCACCCCCACCCGACGACGAUUCUUCCGAGGAAGAGGUGGGCACCAAGCCCCGUUCGCGCAAGUCUUCUACUGCUGCACGUUCGCGGGCCGGCUCGGUCGUCUCACGACCGACGUCGCGCGCGAGUCGCAAGCGGUCGGAUAGCGUGACGACGACAGGGAGUACUGUGGAGAAGGAGAAGGAGGACAAGAAGCGAUUGAACGUGGCAGGAUGGACGGGUGGCUGGAGAAAGAAGAACGGGGAACGACUGAAAGACGACGACGACGACGACAGCGAGCCACAGGAGACAUCGCGUCACGGAUCGACAAGCUCUCUUUCUUUCAUGUCCGCCAAGUCAAAGCCGAAGUCUGCGAAGAGUACACCAAGCACCUCGCCCGUUGCGCCCCCACGAACCCUGCGUGGGCUUUCAGACGAGACGCGCAAGCGUGUGCGCGCGCUGUAUGAUUUCUCGGGGUCCUCGGAUGAGCUGACAUUCCAUGUGGGCGACGAGAUCGUCGUCGUCAACGAAGUGCUCGACGAGUGGUGGAUGGGCGAGCUCGGGGGCAAGAAGGGCCUGUUCCCGACGAGCUACACUGAGCCUGUCCUCAACCUGCGUGCCAGGGCCUCGCCGCCAAUCCCGCGCCGCGCGAACACUUUCAACGGGGCGCACCUCAGCACUGCGACCAGCUCCUCAGCCUCUACUUCAGACGACAGCGUCAGCCGACGCAUGGCCGACGCGGUGGAGCACCCGUUCGGCGAUCACAACGCCCCGCUGAGCGCGCGCACGCCAUCAUCGGUAUACGGACAUGGGUACGACACCGAGAGCCUCGCAAGCAGUGUGGAAGACGACGAGGAGCACGAGCAGGCAAAGCUGAUGCCAGAACAUAGCCACGAGGACGAGGAUGACCCGUGGACCACACAUGGCACCCGCACGGCGCCUGAGCUGCCUAGACGCCCGACGGAUACUACUCCGCGCAAGGCACCCCCACCUCCGCCCCCCCGCCGCGCAACCGUCACAUCGUCGACGCCACCCAUCGGGGCUGUCGCAGCCGGCAAGGCUUCGCCAUUCUUCAGCUCAGUUUCGUUACCUGACAGCCAGACGGGCAACUGCAACGAAUUCAAACAGAACCCAUUCAAGACGAAGGGAAUGUGUACCUGGGAAGUCGAACGUGUUUAUUUUUUGCCGGGUAGAUUAUAUACAUAUUCCUUGGAACGAGUCGUGAAACCCUCGCGGCUCGAGCGACCCUUGUUGAGUUGGGGUUUUGGUACUUAUUGAAGCGCAUAUACAUCGUAGACGUAGCGUAGUAGCCUUGGUAUCGCUGGACGACAUUUAAUGGUGCUUACUGAUUAGUUCACAUAUCUUUACUAUGCAGGUUGAUUGCUCUCCCAGAAUUGCUACAUAGCUAAGCUGUUCUAGUUGUGUCUAAACAUUGAGGCGUUCUUC